This is a messenger RNA of Humulus lupulus (European hop), 1864 nucleotides long. RefSeq lists its product as uncharacterized. The transcript has 5 exons. Bases 186 to 1451 code for a protein of 421 amino acids. The record is from RefSeq and is a predicted model, not a curated record. NCBI's taxonomy places the organism in Eukaryota, Viridiplantae, Streptophyta, Magnoliopsida, Rosales, Cannabaceae.
CCCAGUUUUUUAUUUUUGGAAUUUUCUGUUUAUUUUUGGGUGCCACCCAAAAGGCUUGAACUAUGAAAAUCUUUGAAUUUUGAGGUCCAGGGAUGGAUAAGUUCAGGGUGAGAUGAGAAAAAGCCACAUAAGGGUAGAAUUUUGGUUUCAGAAACUUGUUUUCUGAACUGAGUUCCCCUUCGGCAAUGGUCGUUAAGUUUUGUUUGAUGGCUUCUCAUGGCUACCCUCCUGCUGGGGUCGUUUUACACCAAGAGCAGGGCAUGAGCAGAGCCAUCCAUGAUUUUCAACCACUUUUUUCGAAUUAUGGACCAAAACAUGAGGCCAUGAGACUUGGAUCCCUCAGUCUGAGAUCACAAGAGUCUGAGGAGCCAUGGAAAUCCAUAAGCGGGUUAUCUGAGUGCAACAAGUAUGUCAAGAUUGACUCUGUGGGUGAAAGGCCCCUGGUUUCCGAUGUGCAAGAUGGCCGUCCAGGUUCCAUGCCUUUCAGCUUUGGAAUAGCAGAACAUUGCAGAAAACACGAAACAAUUUUGCAAUUCCUCAUGAGUGCAGCAAAUGAACCAGAUGGAGGUGGAGUGGAUUUAACUUUACUUUCUGAGGUCAUGGGCUUACAAGCAUUAAAAAUUGAUUCACAUAAACAAGUAACACCUCUUAUCUACCCUGGUUCUGAAUUGUAUGCCCAAAAGCCUCUUUUGGACUUUGUUGGAGAUCUGGUGGGUAGUUCAAAAAUUACAGCUCACCCAGAUGGCCAAGUCUUAUUCAAUGUUACGGGGACUGAGGUGAAGGAUCUACUUUCAGUUGUUGCUGAGUUUUACUUGCCCAAAAACCCAGCUAAGUGGAAAAAGCAGUCAAUGCUGGUCCCACACUAUAAUAGGCUGGACAGCACUGCAGUGGGGGUUAUUCUUGAUGCGCAUUCUUUAAAGCUCCAUGCAACAACUGUUGCUCCUAUGAAGAGUCCUGGAAAGAGAAAGGUCAAGUCACCAAAAGAGAAGGCUGGAAAAAGGGUGGGCAGAGAACGAGAUCUCUACAAGAAGAACUAUUUCCAUGCAUGUGAGAACCUCCUAUCUAUAAUGGCUAACAAGAAGAAGCAUGGAAAAACAGCCUUCCUUUCAUUGAAAAAAUCCGGUCCCGAGCUUCCUGAGCUCCUCACUCAGUUCUCAGCCGGCAUUGCUGGCACUGGCUUGGCUGUUCUAUUCUCUGUUAUCUGUAAAUUAGCUUGUGCAAGGGCACCAUUUUGCUCAUCGAGACUCGUGAGCACCGGAUUAGGAUUUGGCCUGGUUUGGCUUUCUUGGGCAGUUAAUAAGCUGAGGGACACGGUUGUCUACGCCAAUAAGAAUGCAGGCAAGAUGGGGUUGAAAGAAGAUGAAGUGAUGAACAAAGUGGAUAAGAGUGUGGAGGAGAUCUAUUUCAGAGCUGCAACUUUGAUGGCAGUCGCGUUGUUGAGAUUUGCUUAAGCAUCAAAGGAAGUAAUAUAUUCAGGCUGAAGGUGAAUGGUUUGAUGAACUUAGAAGAUCAGGAUGACUAGCUGUGUAUGUGAGAGUAAUUGUAUAUGCUACGGUAUAUAUGUAUAGCUGGUUGAUGAUUAGAUGGGGGUGAAGCUCAUUUGGCUUUGAUGUGGUGAAGAUGGAGAAGCCCAAGUUAAAGUUUUUACAAAAAAAGAAGUGGAAGUAGGAUUCGAAAGAAUCCUAGGCAAGUUUGAGAUGAUGCAGAGUUCAAUUGGGUAUGACCUCUGUCUGAUCAGCAGUCAGUCAGCACAUAUUUAGAUAUUGUGUAUUAUUUAACAAAACAGCAACUUGGAUUGAUUAAUAGUUUUGUUACAGACCAUAAACAUUACUAUCAAUUUUGAGCUUGAUAUUCCUCUUGAUAA